AUGACAAUUCAUUGUAUGGAAGAUCUAUCAAAUGAAUUAUUUUUUGACAUUUUUGAUUAUCUUGAUGGUUGCGAUGUAAUAAAUGCAUUUUUCUAUCUGAAUGUUCGAUUUCGGCAUCUUAUUUUAACUUUGCCUUUGUUAUUCAAAAUCAAACUUUGCCCGGAAGAAAAAUCAAACGUCAAUGGAACUCGGAAACAAGUAAUAGUACCUUACAAACACCGAAUACUUUCACUCUAUCUAGCGGAUUCUUUAAUCAUCAAUCGAUUUUUCACAAUCUAUCCAAUCAGUUCAGCGUUUGAACGACUUGAAUCACUUAAUCUUCAAUUGAUCAGAAAAGAUCAACUUGUUUUACUUGAAACUUUAUCUAUUCUAACUCGUCUUUUUCGAUUAAUUAUUCAUUUUACAGACGAUACAAUGGAUCUUAGCGAUAUUUAUGGUUUCAUUGGCAAUUUACCUGUAUUAGAGUAUAACAAAAUCUCUAUACUAUUUGCAAAAUUUGUAUCAUUUUCAUCCAAUAUUAUUAAAAAACAAUCCACUUCUAUAAAACAAUUAGUUAUUGAUUAUAAUUGCACAACCGAAGAUUUAUCUCAUACACUUGCACAUACUCCCCAACUCCACCGUUUAUAUCUCAAGAAAACAUUGAAUUCAUCCCAGCAUAUAGUUUCAUCACCAACUUUGUCCAAUUUAACACAUUUACAUAUCAAUAAAUGUGAUAUGCAUUUUGAUCAGUUCAAACUAUUGAUUGAAGAAAUCUCCUCACAACUACAAGUAUUGAAAUUAUUUACAUUGGAUCAUUCAUCAUAUCUGGAUGCGAAUCACUGGGAACAAAUCAUUUCUCAUCAUAUGACGAAAUUACAAAAAUUCUAUUUUCAACAUCGUGAAUCUUCUGAUAAUAAUCAUCAACCGAAACCACAUCAUCAAUUAAUUAAUCAAUUUACUUCUUCAUUUUGGACUGAUCGGCAGUGGAUUUUUGAUAUUACAAUUAAUAAUCUAGAUUUUAUCUAUUCCAUUCAACCAUACAGGAAACAAUGGUUUGAAUCCGAUCAAUUCAACAAUCAGACUGAGAUACAACGUACAGAAAUAAAUUCAUCAAUUCAAUUCGAUAAAAAUGUCCAACUCACUAUUACACAUCGUUUUACACACGCAUGUCUUAGAUUAUUAACCAAUAAGAUUAAUUCAAUUUCAACUAUAGUCAAAAUAACUUGUCUUGAUAUUGACUGUAGUAAGAUCAUCAGAAGUACUUUGAUCAGUCUCAUCGAUCUAUUGCCUCAUCUUAACUCCUUAAAAAUUUCAUAUUUACCUUCACCGGAAAGACAAAGUAUCGUUAUUAUGCAAGAAAACAAAAAAAUUAUUAAAGUUAAUCUUGAACAAAUGUUUGAUAUAGAACAAAUUCAAUUUCUCAUCCAAUUAUGUUCAUGUAUACAAUAUUUGAUUAUCAAUUGUACUAGUGAUACCGAUCUUAUAUCAUACAUUCGAUCAAUUCUCAAGUCUUUCAAAUAUCUUCUUCAAUUAACUCUAAAAAUGCCAUCGGUUUCUAAUACAAUAGUAGCCAGAAUACAAACAUUGAUCAAUAACGAAUAUCCUCAUCAGUAUUCCACGGAGUGUCAAAACAAUCAAAUGAUUUUAAGAAGAAAUAGAUAG
Molecule: messenger RNA, 1641 nt
Organism: Adineta ricciae
Lineage: Eukaryota; Metazoa; Rotifera; Eurotatoria; Adinetida; Adinetidae
Source: the annotation of a GenBank genome assembly